This is a messenger RNA of Ostertagia ostertagi, 297 nucleotides long. NCBI's taxonomy places the organism in Eukaryota, Metazoa, Nematoda, Chromadorea, Rhabditida, Trichostrongylidae. The record is from the annotation of a GenBank genome assembly.
AUGUGCACCUACAAGCUUAACUUUGUAGAGCUGUCCGAAGUGCUUUGGCAUAUGGUGCUCUCGAACGCGUUCGGCCUAAGCGGAAUCGCUGGUUACAUAGCCAUCUAUGUGAUCUUCUUCUUCUUCGGAGUGCUCACCUUCUCUAUUCUGGUACUUAUGGAAGGUCUCUCAGCUUUCCUCCAUGCACUUCGUCUCCACUGGGUCGAAUUCCAAUCGAAGUUCUAUCAGGGCCUCGGCUACGCAUUCGUACCGUACUCGUUCAAGACGGCCCUACUUGCAGCCGAAGCCGGCAACUAA